UUUAGCCUUUGUUAUUUAUUUAAUUUACUAGAUCUAGAUCUAUUUAUUUUAUUUAGAAUCGACUUCUGCUCUGGGAGCUGGUUUAGUGACAGACUUUGGCAUUGUUUUACUGUUUUUUACUGCUAUACUGCAGCUAUACGAUUCCGGAAUAAUAACCGACGCUAAACUAAGGUUUUACCAUAAGUUUUUGCUGUUGAGAUGUCAGAAAAACGCAAGGUUUUUGAAACAAAAGAAAUUUUGAAAUCAGUGAUUUUGAGAUGCAGAUCCUCAACAGUUAGAGAUACAGUUACACAAUGGGGAAGAAUAAACAAUUCUCAGCUUAGUCUUGAAGUUUUUAAUGGAACUAAACAGCAGGUUGUUAAAAAAAUUCUUGAUCUUGUUGAGGAUGAUGAAUUGAAUCAUGAGACUGUUGGAGAUUUGGAACUUGUGUAUAUCCAGCUGCACUCAACAACCAAGCUCUGGAAAGUCUACAAGCUCACAGGGAAUGAUCUGCAACUCAGUAUUGACCCUAGAACAUUACGUUCCAAACUUGUACGCAACCUUCAGCUGAAAUGGAAAGACGGUUGGGUUUUUGGCAAUGUUGGAUUAUUUGCUGGUGGAGUUUGGCUUAGAAUCCAUGUGAGUUCUGCAUCAGCACAUGGGAGAAAAGAAGCUAAAGCUUACAACCCUCACAAUUCUCUGUUUGCCGUGACCUUCCCAGGUUCUCCAUAUGUCAUAAUAAACAAAUGUGGGCUUCGUAAUCUUCACUUGAUCACUGAGGCUGUAACUUCAACAUUGAACGCGGACAGUUUGAUUGACAUACAACUAAGUGGACGACAUGUUGCCUCCCUUGCUGAUAUUGUUUUAAAAAACACUACGUGCCAGUCAUACAGAGAGCAAGAGGACAAAGAGAAUCCACUCAUCAACAAACAAGGAAAAAAAAGAAAGGGUUUUGAUAAUGAAAAUUUUGAAGAUACAGAGAUGAUUAUAAAUGGAAACAGUGAAGAAAAACGUCGCAGGAUUGAAAAACUCAAUCAAACAUUUGGAGAGGACCCACAGCCAAUAUUAGAAAAAUUGGAAUACAAGUUUGACCUGAAAUUUUAUGGUAAACCAGCCAGUGAAAGUGUGUGCAAAUCUACUGUGGAAAUUAAAGGCAAAUCUGUACUGGAUGGUUUAUGCCAACUGGCACGAGCAGGAGUACUCAAAUUCCCUUUACCAACCCAUUUAACAAGCACCAGUACUGCUCAUCGCAAUAGUUUUAUGAUACAAGACAAAAGAAAGUAGUUUUUGGACGUAUUCUCCUUAAAUUUACUGAUGAAUUUUACUUUAUCUUCACAGAUGAACAAUAUUUGCUUUUUUACCAUCAGAUACAUUUUUGGAUUUAAAUUAUUUUUUAAUGGCAAAUGCAUUUUAAAGUUACAUAAGAAAUAUUUUUAAGGGUGACUUGAUGUAUUCCAGUCAUGUUUUAUUCCAAGCUUUUAUUUGGUCACUGUUUUGGUGUGGUUUAUGGUCACUUCUUUUGAUUAAAGUUUUGUCCCAUUUCUAACUUCAUACUUCAACCCAAGAAUAUCUUAUUUUAAUUCUAAUUAGUAUUUAUUAAGAAUUAAUUUAAAUAUCACAAAAUCCAACAACAAAAGGGGAAAUAAUUAAGCUAUUCUUGAGUGUUGGACCACCACUGUAGCCCAUAUAAAUCAAAAUGCGACUGUUUUGUACCAUCACCGUACGCCACUUUAACUGUGCAUAUUUGUGUGUCCUGCCUAUAAUUUACCUUACAGUGUAGAUAGUGUAUUUAUAAAAUAUUUAUACCAGCAUUAUUUGCUAAUGUUAAUUAUAGUUAAUGGUCCAGUCUGUUUAAGAAUCUGUUUCUAAUUUGUCUGCACAAUAAAGGGCCGCAGUGGGGAAAGGCUGAAAAGUUUUAUUUAAAUAUUUAAAAAAUCAGUGGAGUGUUAUUAAAAUAAAAUAAAUGUAGUUUAUGAACUAGGUCAUGAAGCAAAACAUGUUUUUUUUUUUAAAAGUUAUACUACAACACCAAAAACUUGUAAACCCCUAUUCUAGAUCUAUUUAACCAAUCAAAUGAUAUAAUUAAAUAAUAUUGUAGCCUUAAAGCAAAAAAAACAAAACAACAAAAACAAAUAGAUUUUAAGUUUCUCUUCAUUUGCACAUAUUUUAACAAUUAAAUUGAUUCUUUAACUUUAAGUAUAAAAUUUCUGAAUUUUCUCAGCCUUUUUUAAAAGUGGCAGCAGAAGACAACAUUGAUAUGAGAAGGGGAGGGUUAAUUAACAGCAUACUGAAAGUAAUAACAAACAGUCUGAAUAACAAGCUAGAGUAAUUAUUUAAAGAUUUGUAGAUAUAAUAAAUAAUUAUAAUUAUUUGUAUUUACCGAUAACUUAGGUGCCAUUUCAGCAAGGUGGACUAAAUUUCACACAAGUAUUAGCUCCUUUUGAGCAAUUUCUGAUAACUGGAUGGCUUAUUUUACUCAGAUCUAAUUUGAUAAUUACAAGCUUUUAUUUUGUUUGAUUCCUCUGUCUUUCAUCCAUCAUGGGCAGAAACUUGUAAAAAUUUUUCUCCUACUUUCUACAUUACUGAUUUCUUUUAAACUUCUCACAUAUGUCAAGACUUUAUGACAUGCAUUGUGAUGCAAAAUGUGACCCUAUUAAAUAUUCAAUUGUUUCCACUCUAUUAUACACAUUGUUUGUGUUAAUUUUGUGCACCUUGUGUUUUUAAAAUUCUAUUCUAUUAAAAAACUAGCCAUCGGUAACCGUUAAGUGUGAAUUAUAGGCCUAUAUAUUGUUACUGUUAUACUUCUUUAAGAAAAUAAUUUAUAGAAUAGUUAUUGGUCAAAACACAAUGUGCUUUACUACACGUUGAAUGAUGAUAGUGACAAAGCAAAGAAAUAACUAAGUAGCUAAAAAUCUGACACAUUUAAAAUAACAUAUGCUACCGAUACCUAUUAGAAAGAUUAAAACCAAAUUAUAUACAUUAUUAGUCAACACAACACUAUAUAAAAUGCACUUAUUGAUUAAGAGACUUUAAUGAUUCAUUUAAAAACAUCGCUGUUUAAUGGUAUUCUUAUUUAUGUUGUUUUUAAAGUAAUUAUUAGUUUUGGGCGAGAAAAUUGUAUACAUUGUGUAAUAAAAAUGUUUCUACA
Messenger RNA from Physella acuta, 3127 nucleotides. RefSeq names its product centromere protein N. The record is from RefSeq and is a predicted model, not a curated record. NCBI's taxonomy places the organism in Eukaryota, Metazoa, Mollusca, Gastropoda, Physidae. Gene Ontology annotation, cellular component: nucleoplasm. Gene Ontology annotation, biological process: CENP-A containing chromatin assembly; chromosome segregation.